This is a messenger RNA of Eruca vesicaria subsp. sativa (arugula), 1262 nucleotides long. The record is from the annotation of a GenBank genome assembly. Lineage: Eukaryota; Viridiplantae; Streptophyta; Magnoliopsida; Brassicales; Brassicaceae.
UGUGAAUGUUGUAAAGUUUCUGGGUUUAAGGCUUUUAAGCUGCUGAGAAGGAGAAUACCUCAAAAAAAAUGGAAUCGAAAGCUAUUUGCUUAGGGUUUCUUCCGCCAAGACUUCAACUUUCAUCUCGAGUUUCACUCUCCCGUCCUCCUGGUUCUUCCACAUCUCCCAAAACUGAUGUCAGACAAACACUUGUCUGGAACAAACCAAAAGGUGGAGUUUACUUGAACCGAGGCCGUGUCCUAUGUUCUUCUCAACCUGAUGGUUAUGCUCCUCGAGCUGAGCUGUUCCGUGGGAAGUCUGGUUCGGUUUCUUUCAACGGCCUAAGCCACCAGCUGGUUGAAGAAAGUAAACUUGUCUCAGCUCCGUUUCAAGAAGAAGACAAAGGUUCCUUCUUGUGGGUUCUGGCUCCUGCUGUCUUGAUAUCCUCACUGAUUCUUCCACAGUUCUUUCUCAGUGGUGCCAUUGAAGCUACCUUUAAAAACGACACCGUUGCAGAGAUUGUUACUUCUUUCUGCUUUGAGACGGCGUUUUAUGCUGGUCUGGCGAUAUUCCUGUCUGUGACUGACCGAGUGCAGAGGCCAUACUUAGACUUCAGCUCCAAGAGAUGGGGUCUCAUCACUGGACUCAGAGGAUACCUUAUGUCCACAUUUCUGAUGAUGGGUUUGAAAGUUGUAGUCCCUGUGUUUGCUGUAUACAUGACUUGGCCAGCUCUUGGAAUGGAUGCCUUGAUUGCAGUCCUUCCGUUCUUGGUUGGAUGUGCGGUUCAACGAGGUUUCGAGGCUCAGCUUGAAAGACGUGGCUCGUCCUGUUGGCCCAUUGUUCCAAUAGUCUUUGAGGUGUAUAGGCUGUAUCAGGUGACAAGAGCAGCCACUUUUGUUCAGAGGCUUAUGUUUAUGAUGAAAGAUGCGUCAACGACCGUAGAGAUUACAGAGCGAGGAGUUGCGCUGGUUGGUUUGGUUGUGACUUUGCAGUUUCUAGCUGUUCUGUGUCUCUGGUCGCUGAUCACUUUUCUAAUGAGACUCUUUCCUUCGAGACCAGUAGCUGAAAACUACUGAAUCAAUAGUGUUAGUGAAAGCCAUUGAGCUUUGAUUUUCUGUGUUUAUUUCAGAGGAUUAAUGGGUUGUAUUGAGUCAGAAAUUGCAAUGUAGGACAGUUUUUGAGAGUUGAUUGAUCACGUGGGAUGAACUUGGCUGCAACUGUCAUAAGAAUCAUCUUCUGAACUUCAAAUCUUGAUGAGAUCUUGAAAAAGGAAAUGAAUGAGA